AGGAACAAGAAAACCACAGACAUGUAACAGUGUUGUCCUGGUGACUUAUACACACUUGAUAUCAAGUAAAGCAUAAAAGCAGGGCUCUUUCUGGAACUCCACAAAAUCUUCCUCUGAGAUUCUGACGGCAACGGUCUGAAAACCAAGUUCAUGGCGAUGCUGAGAAGUCUGCUGGUUCUGUUCAUCUUGUUCUCCAUGGGAAAUGCAGAUGUUGUUCUAGAUAAACAAUGCCACUAUGGAUGGACAAAUUUUGGAGUCCAAUGCUACAAGUUUUUCUCUCAGUCGGCUGACUGGAUCACAGCAGAGAGGCACUGUAUAGAUCAGCAUGCAAAUCUCGCAUCCGUGCACGAUGAACUGGAAAACAAUUUUCUGAUGAGUCUGUUGCCUUCUACUACACGAUGUUGGCUUGGUGUUCAUGAUGGUGUACAAGAAGGACAGUGGUUGUGGAGUGAUGGAACUGCAUAUGACUACACCAACUGGUGCUCUAAUGAACCUAACAAUCUAAAUGUCGAGAACUGUGGAGAGAUCAACUGGAGCUCUAACCGUUGCUGGAAUGAUGCAAGCUGUUCAACCUCAAUGGGCUAUGUUUGUGCAAAAGAGCUGUGAGAUCAUGCGCAGUCAUCCUGCUCCGCAGUUACUUUGUACUACAUUUGAAAGUUUCUGGACUUCUUUACAAAACGUUCUCAACCUUAAUCUCUUAAUAUUGAAACACUCCUCGAAUCAAUAAAGGCAUUAAAGCAAA
Molecule: messenger RNA, 742 nt
Organism: Sinocyclocheilus rhinocerous
Lineage: Eukaryota; Metazoa; Chordata; Actinopteri; Cypriniformes; Cyprinidae
Product: ladderlectin-like
Exons: 6
Coding region: 151-606 (151 amino acids)
Source: RefSeq, a predicted model, not a curated record